ACAAAACCUGCAGCCCGCCGCCGUGCCUGCCCUUUCAGUCUCGUUCAUACUCGUCGUGGUCCCAGUCUCUCCGUCUUGCCCGUCCGUCGCUGUUGUCGCCUCUUUAGUGUCCGUCCCCGGUCUCGAUUACGGAUCAUCCUGGGCGCUCGAACUCGUUUCUCAGCCCUCUCGACACGAAUAGUUUGUUUUGUUCUUUUGCCUAGACCCGCGCGCGCAGCAUCAGCGGACAAGAAAGCCCAGCAUGAGCGGCAGCGACAAGAUGGAGGUCGAAAUGGCCGAGCAGAAGAUGAAUGAGCUUGCGCACAGCGAGCAGCACUACUUCAAGAGCUACGACCACCACGGCAUCCACGAGGAAAUGCUGAAAGAUGAGGUCCGCACGCGGUCGUACAUGAACGCCAUCCUCCAGAACAAGCACCUCUUCAAGGACAAGGUCGUCCUUGACGUCGGUUGCGGCACCGCCAUCCUGUCCAUGUUCGCUGUUAAGGCUGGCGCGAAGCAUGUCAUUGGCGUCGACAUGUCGUCCAUCAUCUUCAAGGCGCGCGAGAUCGUCAAGGCCAACGGCCUGUCGGACAAGAUCACCCUUAUCCAGGGCAAGAUGGAGGAGGUCAAGCUGCCCUUCCCCAAGGUCGACAUCAUCAUCUCGGAGUGGAUGGGCUACUUUCUUCUCUACGAGUCCAUGCUCGACACUGUCCUGUACGCUCGCGAUACCUACCUCGAGAAGGACGGCCUCAUCUUCCCCGACAAGGCCACCAUCUUCUUUGCCGGCAUUGAGGAUGGCGACUACAAGGAUGAGAAGAUUGGAUUCUGGGACAACGUCUACGGAUUCGACUACACGCCCCUCAAGGAGACGGCCCUGUCCGAACCCCUCGUCGACACCGUCGAGCUUAAGACGGUCGUUACGGACCCGACGUCGGUCCUGACCCUCGACCUCUAUACUUGCACCACCGCCGACCUGGCCUUCACCACGCCCUUCAAGCUGUCGGUGAAGCGCGACGACUUCAUCCACGCCCUCGUCUCGUGGUUCGAUAUCGACUUCACCGCCUGCCACAAGCCCAUCCGCUUCUCCACGGGCCCCCACACCAAGUACACUCACUGGAAGCAGACCGUCUUCUACUUCAAGGACGUUCUCACCGUCCAGGAGGGCGAGGAGAUUAACUGCAAGCUCCUCGUUAAGCCCAACGACAAGAACCGCCGCGACCUCGACAUCGAGGUCGACUACGAGCUUGAGACCAACGACUCCACCCGGACCAGCGCCGGCAAGUGCACCUACCGCAUGUGCUAGUUGGUUGACGAGCAAGUGGGCAUGGUAGGGCAACAUGAUUUGGGAACUUGGGAGGUUUUUGUUUUCUGGGUUCAACAUUUGAGGGCAGAGCUGUAGCUGCCACUACGCGCGGAAGAGUUCAAGGACGAAAACAGGUCCAGAAGGGAGAAGAAGACGAUGAGGAUGGUAGCCCGCGGAGAGGCGCUUGGGACGAUUUGCAUGGGGUUUUUGCCCUCCAUUGUUUCUUCCACCACUGAUAGAGGCGCUCUGUGUUGGGUCUGUUACGACGGCAUCAAAGGGGGAGGGGGUAUAAAAGAGAACACAAUGAGACAAGAAGUAAGAGGCGUUUACGUGA
This is a messenger RNA of Purpureocillium takamizusanense, 1616 nucleotides long. It is a transcript of the gene HMT1, whose product is annotated as Type I protein arginine methyltransferase. Gene Ontology annotation, molecular function: protein-arginine N-methyltransferase activity. Gene Ontology annotation, cellular component: nucleus. Bases 242 to 1282 code for a protein of 346 amino acids. The record is from RefSeq and is a predicted model, not a curated record. Gene Ontology annotation, biological process: peptidyl-arginine methylation. NCBI's taxonomy places the organism in Eukaryota, Fungi, Ascomycota, Sordariomycetes, Hypocreales, Ophiocordycipitaceae. The transcript has 6 exons.